Messenger RNA from Parasteatoda tepidariorum (common house spider), 5629 nucleotides. RefSeq lists its product as uncharacterized. Lineage: Eukaryota; Metazoa; Arthropoda; Arachnida; Araneae; Theridiidae. The record is from RefSeq and is a predicted model, not a curated record.
UUUAUUACAGCUAGAAUAUAGUGGAAUAAAUAAAUUGAUUUAAAUUAUUGUUUUAAAAUUUAUUUUUUAAUGGAAAAUUAGUUUUCUGCGAUUGCUCCAAAUUGUACGAAAGCACCAAAACACCAAUCACACGCUUCACUGGGGAAUAAAAAAAAAGCCAAGGCUCUAAAAAAAAAAGCUUAUUAAGAAAUAACGGCAUACUAAAUCGGCUCAUUAAGAGUAAAGGCUAUUAGCUUAUUAUUGUGUUUAAUUUUAGCUUGUUUUAACUACUUCUGAAAAAAAAGAACUAAUUAAAACAAAUACUACAUGUCUUAAAAUAACGCAAUUUCAAUGAAUACAUCAUAAAACUUAUUAAUGCAAUAUCUAAAGAAACAUAAAAUCCCAGCCUCUAUCUCUCUACUGCUUAUCAAUAUCUUUAAAUUGAUAGAGAUGAUAUGCCAUCUCUUAUUUAACUAUGUAACAAUAAAUACAACCGUUCAAUGCUGAUUUUGGAUAAAUACUGAUAUGAUCACCAUCAUUUGUUUCCUUUUGUCCUGAUAAGUGUAUUAUAAAAGUGGACCAUCAGAUUAAAGCUUUGUUUAAAAAUAGAUCAUAGCUACUGCCAGUCCAAAUCUCCGUUUUACUCUUUUUAUAUGCAAUAACGGUUCUUUUUGCCGUUGUUCCAAAGAAAAAGUACUUCUUUUAAACAAUGAAAAAAAAUUUAUAAUUAGGUGUGUUGUUGGUGAUGGUAUUAGAAAAAGCGCCAUUCACCACUUGUAAAACACAAACAUGAGUUUAGGAAAAAGAGAUUGGAACAAUUAGAGGUUGUUUGAAGCUUGAUUGAAAGUAUGCCGAUCCAACUACACCUUUUUUUAAUAGCAGCAGGUUAUUUUUAUUAAGUGAUGAUAUACCUGGCUAUUCUUAUUUAGUUGAAAUGAGCUCUAUCAUUGUUCAUUUUCUCUUGUAACCUUGUUUCUUGGCGGUUUUUUCAGUUAUGGUUUUUGUUUGGUGGUUUGCAUGAGAUAAUUUUUGUUGAUUGUUUGAGUUGAAGUUCUCUUAUGAUGGCAUUUAUAGUUUGAUGGUUUAAUAACCUUCGGCAUUGAUUUCUAGAUUCUUUGCGAAUAUUCAGUGAGUGUGGUUUGCUUUUUGAAUAAGAACUUAAUUUUGUACACAUGGGUUUUUCAAAAUUGGCAGUACUUUGAGUAAUGUCUGGGCUUUCACUUCACUUUCACGGUAUUUUAAGUUAUGGCAAGAUUAGCAGCAUAUUACCAGGAAGAUUUCCAGUACCGUCCUGAGAAUUACGUACCGAAGCAUCGAAAAUCUUCUUACGUCUACUACGAAGAGCCACUAAACAACGCAUUCAAUAACUUUGCCCUCAACGGUGAAAGACGCCGAAACUUAGCACUUUCAGAACCUUCCCUAUCACCAUUAUCGCACGCGUGCAAGCCAGACAGAAUGACUCUGAAGAACAAGCCCAUUGUAUACGGCAGCCAACUGAUUGAAAACUCCCAUCCGCCAAUGCAAUACUUCGAUAACGAUCACAACAUGCAUUAUUCUAAUAACCGAUUGACAAAACUACAAACGGAUGCUUAUGACAAUGAGCCUUACUAUCAUGAUGACAGGCAACUUUACGGCGACAGAUCGAGGCAUUGGCCCACGUCCAAAGAUAAACUGAGCAAGAGGUUUUCGUACGUUGAGCCACGUAAUAAUAAUCACGAUGUCUACCUUUCUCAACACUAUGAUAGAUCUUCUCAGAGACCGAUGGUGUCGAAUUUUGAUGUUUACAAUAAUAGAUAUCAUCAUCCAGAAGAAAUUUAUUAUGAUUCGCCCCAAAACAGCCUAAGUCCUUGUUCUCCUGUUUAUUACCAUAACGGCACCAAUAAUGAACACUGGCAACAGUGGCCUUUUGUUCCAGAGGAAGUGUUUACAAACCAAAGGCUACUUUCACCUCCUUCUCCUCUGGAUUCUGGUCUGAGCUCGCAAUCUAUAACUUCAAGUCCUAGUUUAGAAGCAGAUUCGUUCCCCAGUCGUUCUGAUUCUGUUGCUGUUGGCGAGCGUCUCUGCUCUUGCCCGAGUGUUCAUUACCCUGAUAUAAAUUGUCAAAGACCCAAUCUCAGCCGGCAUGAUUCGGGACGAAGUUCUGGUGUGUAUCCUGCCUAUAUACAUCAAGGAGAGUCUUUACGGGUAAAAAAUGGUGCAAGGCACAUAUCACAUUCUAGAGACGAUACCGAUAUCAAUGGAUAUCAGUCUAGUCAAGUCCGAUACGGUAAACUUGGACUUAUAGGAGAGCAUAUAAAUAAUGGAUCUGCCAGCAACAAACCAAAAAAGAAUCACCAGAGCUUAUGUCGGGCUGAAAGCCGGCGCAAUGAAAUUUCUUACAAACCCUAUAAUUCGUGUAAUGUAUCUGAUAAUGGUGGCUCGCCAAUCAGAAGGACUCCGUCAAGAGCCUCAGAAUCUCUAAAGAAAAAUCCAAAGUUCGAAAGACCAUUUGUUGUUAUUACUGAAGCGUCUGAAAAGAGCACAGACAGUGACGGACUGAUGUCUCCUGAAGGAGACAAUUCUGAAAAAAGCGACGACAUGGAAUCAUCAUCAUCGACUAGUGCCACUGUUUCCGACUCAUCAUCAAAAUCUUCCGUUGCAUCGAGCAGCAACGAUUUAAACUGCAACCGUAAAUCCAAACGAACAACAGAGAAAGAAAUUCGCGAACUUGAAGACAUGUAUGAGAAGUGUAAUUUAAGUGACGUUGAUCUUCUAGAUCGAGCUGAACGCAGAGAUUUACCUACUGCGCACCAAAAGGCAUUUCACCAAACAAAUCGAAAACUUAAAAGAAGUAAAAGUGACACUAUUUACGAAACUUUGAGUCCAAUGUUUCACAAUCCUUAUGAAACGCAUCAACGUGCUCCUCCAUUUCGCAGAUCUGGAUUACCUGACAGAUUAGCCGAUGAUAUGGCUUUGAGAAAACUUAAGAAAUGUGCAACAACAUCGUCAUCAAACGCGACAAAGAACAGCAUAACUUAUAUGCUAUGCUCUUCCCAUUUUACUCCAACAGUUCCUUCUGGAAAAGAUAUUCUUUUUAUGGAUUGUCCAGACGUGGAAUAUGAUGAUUUAUCAUAUAGAAAACAUUAUUUUGGGAAGAAAAGUAAAAUACCCGAUCCACAGCCACCUUUUGGGAUACCUUUGAGGCCUCCUCCACCACAGAAAGUGUUUACUGACUACUUGCACGCAAUUCCAUCGAAUUGCCCACAACCAUUAUGCCAUCCAAGGGGAAAUCCAGAUGUCGUUCGAGAUGAUGUAGCAUUUAGAGCUUUGCGAAAAGAUGAACCAGAGAGAUUAUAUUAUGAUAUAUCUCAACUUUAUAGAGUUAAAAGACGCUAAAAGUUAACUGGUUAUUGUUUGCUGAAUAGUCCUAAGUGCAAUAUGUAGAGUUAAGUUCUCGAAAUGUACCGAGUCUUAUCUGUGUAUAUGUUGUGAAUCUCUGUUUAUUUUUUAAAAGUUACUUAAAUUCUUUAUUUUUGUGAUACUUAGAAUUUUAUAUCUAGUGAGCUUUUAUAUUAUAUAGGACAUUUGGAUACUUUAAAAUACUUAAAUUAUUAUAAAACUAUUUUACAGUUUUUUUUAAUAAUUUACACUUCUCAUAUUUCAUUAUUUUAAUUAAAUGCAGAAACAAGUUUAUACGAUAAUGCAGUGGUUCCCAACUAGAGUUUCUUGGAAGGGUCGCAGGGGUUCCGAGAGUUUAAAUUUUUUACAUUAAAAAUUUUUGAAACUUGUAAUUAUAUUUAUAUCAAAACAAUGAACGGUAAUUUAUUUGAUAGUUUGACUGAUUUUUAUGAAUUUAUUUAAGCAAAAUGUCAGUAAAAAAAAAAAAAAAUUAUAAAAAAAUUUCAUCAGUAUUUUUCGUCGAACUUUUUAAUUCAAAAUAAAAUAAAUUCAAGAAUAACGAAUUAUGUUUCUCUGACAACUAUUUUCAAGGUUAAUAAAGGUUCCUUUUCGAAAACCAUAAUUCAGCUUAUUUUAUUCAUUUUUAGCCAACGUAUGCAUCAAAAACAAAUUCAGAAAUAGACUAAAUACUACACCAAGUUCGCGAAUUCAACUGUUAGACCUAAAACCUAUUUUAAGAAUUUUAUUGAUAAAACGAUUACUGAAAAAAAUUUCAUUCUUUACAUUAAAUAUUAUUAAAAUAAUUGGUAGUCAUUCUUUUGUCAAUUUUUUCACGGCUGCUUAUAAAUGUUAUUUAUAUGUUUGGGGUUCCGCCAAAAGAUGCUCGAUCAUUUAGGGUUCCGUAGAAAUUACGUAAAAAAUUGGGAACCACUGCGCUAAUGUAUAUACUAUAUGCCCAUACGAACUAUAGACUAAUAUAUGCCCACGCCCCUCGUAAUAUAUGAAGGCAACUUUUUUUUUACGUUUGGUACUUUUUUAUUUUAAGGAAAUACAAAAUGUUCUCUAAAUACAAUUUGUGUCUAUUUUUUUAUGCUGGCCAAAUUGGAAUUAAUUACGCUUUACAUUGCAAUGAACAUAACAUAGCGAACAUUCAAUUACGAAAUUGAAAAAAAAUAAUACUAUGUGUCAAUAAUACUAUGUCUUUAUGUGUCAAUAAUACUAUGUCAAUAAAAAUAAUACUAUGUUUUUAUGCAAACUACAACUUACCUUGAAAUUUAAACGAGAAUUAUUUUCCUAUUAGCAAUAAAUCUAGUUAAAUAUAAUACGAAUUAUUGAUCUGAAGUUAGAUUCCAGAGAAUUAAAACUUGCUUUGAAAUUAUAAGCCGAUUAGCAACAAUUGUUGUUCUAGCACAAAAUGAAUAAAAAAGAAUUACGGAUUACCUAGAAGUUUUAAUUCUGAGCAAAUUAAAGCUUGCCUUGAAAUUUUAAACGUAUUUGCGACAAUUGUUGCCCUAUUAGCACAAAAUCAAAACUAAUGAUUAAAAAUAAUACGAAUUAAAAAUUUAAAAGUUUUAGAUCUAUAGCACAGUUUUUUGUCGCUUCCAUAAUAACAAUUUUAUCCACUAAAAUUUUUCAGUAGCACUUUUAAAUUUAUUUAGACAAAUAAACCAAUAUGUAACCACAUUUGGUAUUGAUAGAAUUUUAUAAUAACUAGUCUGAUUUUGAUUUCAUUUUAAUUUUUCUUAAGUAUCUAUUUAAGCUCCCUAAUGCGGGCUAGUCCAAAUGACUUCUGUCUUUUUAAGGAAAAUACAUAUACUAAGUGUGGUAAUUAUAGAACACACUGUACGCAAGUAAUUUUAGCUUUUAGGUAGAUAAAAUUCUAUGAGCUAUGUUUCCUUAUGUUCUACUAUAAAAAUAAUUGUAAAAUAACUGAAGUGUAUUAAUUUUUGAUCAACCUAAGCAUGCUUAAAAUGCGAUCUGAUGAAAUUGUUAUGUUUAAUGCAGUUUACUUUAACUUUUAUACACUACAUUUCAUUACUCUUUAUAUACUACGACAUAUACGUUAAUGCUAUGAAGAACUACUUAAAUUAUCAAUAAAGUUUUAUCAUAAAUGCUGUGCCCAAAUGUAUAGUUCCAAAAAUCUUCGUUGUAUGUAAAAAAAUGAUGUAAAUUUUUGUAAUAUUUGUAAGCAAUAUCUCGCUAGUUAUUGGAUAGAUUUUAUCCACAAAGCAACCACUCAUUUUGUAUAAUAUAAUAAAAUGUUUUAAUUCUU